GCCCCCUUCCUGCGGAACAUAUCUGACUUUAUUAAUACACGCUUAUUCACGAAGAAAACGUAAACAAACGUGGAGAUGGCAGAGCAAGAAAUUGGCAAGAAAGGAAAAACGUAUGGUCUAUUGUUGCCAAAGAAAGGACAAAACAAGGUCAAGGUUAAAAGUGUAUUUGGUGAUGACAGUGAUAAUGAGAGUGCACAUGAUGCUAUCAACACUUCAAUAAAACAAGAAGCACAGAAAUCUAAGAUUAAAAGACAGACACAACUAGAAAUAGACAGGGCUCUAGAAGCUGAUCCUACAGUAUAUGAAUAUGAUAGUAUAUAUGAUUCUAUGCAGGAGAAGAAGGCUCAGCAGGCAGCAGCAAUCAGUAGUGAUAAAUCAAAUGUUGAGAAAAAGGCCAAAUACAUUGGUGGAUUAUUAAAAGCAUCAGAAGUAAGAAAAAGGGAGUUUGAAAGACAACAGGAAAGAAAAGUACAGAAGGAAAGAGAGACAGAAGGGGAUGAAUUUGCAGAAAAAGAAGUGUUUGUGACGGGUGCCUAUCGUAAAAAGAUGCAAGAAAUGCAGGAAGCUGAGGAAGAAGAAAGACGGCAGUCUCAACUUGAAGCCAUGUUAGAUGUCAAGAAGCAAAAGGAUAUGACUGGUUUCUAUAGAUACCUGCUGAAUGAGAAAACUGGGGAAAAUAUCAAAACAGAAAAUGAGAAGCCUGAGGUGUCUGUAAAAACAGAAGAAGAAAAAACCUCAGAAAAACCUGAAGACAGCGAAAAUACAGAUAAUAGUUUACCAAAAAUAAAGAAAGAACAGAUGAUACAGAGAGAAAACAAAGAAAGGAAGCAAUACAGAAGGAGAAAGUCAUCAUCUUCAUCAUCAUCAAGGUCAAGGUCACCAGAAAACAGAACAAGAUCAUCACCUAGACAACAGAAAAAAGCAAGUUUGGAUUCCUCAGAUGAUAGUGAAGAUGACAAGAAUACAAAAGUUAGCUCAAAAGAGCAAGACAAAUCUUCAAGAAAGGAUUCAAGGUCAAUUUCUAAUAAACAAAAAGACUCAUCAGAACUUGAUAAAAAUAGGGCUGAGAAAACUACUCACAAUAAAAAAGAUAAAAGAAAACAAAGAACAAGGUCAUCAUCAAGGUCAAGUUCAAGUGAUGAUGAUGGUCCAAGUGUAGCAAAGAAAGAUAAGAGUGAGGAGAGAAAGGAAGUGAAGAAAGAGACAAAAGUUGAUAAAGAACUGACAAUUGAGGAAAUAAAAGCUAGAUAUGCUAGGAGGACAACUAAGGACAUGAUUGAAGCUGCGAGAGAUAGAUACUUUUUACGAAAGAUUGAAAGAGACCAAACAAAACCUUAUAUAUUUAGGAGUGAUGAAUAAAUCAUUGAAAUUUA
Messenger RNA from Mytilus californianus (California mussel), 1373 nucleotides. Its product is annotated as nuclear speckle splicing regulatory protein 1-like. The record is from RefSeq and is a predicted model, not a curated record. The transcript has 8 exons. Gene Ontology annotation, biological process: regulation of alternative mRNA splicing, via spliceosome. NCBI's taxonomy places the organism in Eukaryota, Metazoa, Mollusca, Bivalvia, Mytilida, Mytilidae. Bases 76 to 1359 code for a protein of 427 amino acids.